AUAGUUGAGCUAUCGAUAGUGCCCUCGAUUGUUCGACACCUCACACCUCUAAUUUGCUAAAGAAAUAAUAAAAUAAGAUGCUGUCGCAAACAAUUCUGACUGGAGUGCGUGUGCUCCGCACGGAGGCUCGCCGGAACUUUGGCCUGGCUGCCCCAGCCCUGAACAAGGCCUCCGAUCCCAUCCAGCAGCUGUUCCUCGACAAAGUGCGCGAGUACAAGCAGAAGAGCAGCGGUGGCAAGCUGGUCGAUUCCAAUCCCGACAUUGAGCGUGAGAUCAAGACCGAACUGGACCGUGUGGCCAAGCAGUUCGGCAGCGAUGGCAAGACCGAUAUGCUGAAGUUCCCCGAAUUCAAGUUCCCCGAGGUCAAGGUUGAUCCCAUCACCCAGAGCGCCAACUAAACAAUGAAUUAGUUGAAUUCUUUUUAAGUUCUUCUUUCUUUUGUCUCUUCGGCGUUGCAAGAGUGACGUCCCAGAGGCGAGGCUUGCAAACAGCAACCAAUAAAUCCGGAAAACAAGCGAAACGUUUGUGAAAACAUCAA
Messenger RNA from Drosophila obscura, 538 nucleotides. RefSeq names its product ATP synthase-coupling factor 6, mitochondrial (gene ATPsynCF6). Gene Ontology annotation, biological process: proton motive force-driven ATP synthesis. Gene Ontology annotation, molecular function: proton transmembrane transporter activity. The record is from RefSeq and is a predicted model, not a curated record. The transcript has 3 exons. Lineage: Eukaryota; Metazoa; Arthropoda; Insecta; Diptera; Drosophilidae. Bases 78 to 398 code for a protein of 106 amino acids.